GUAAAGUGAGGUGGCGCCACGGUCGGCAAUUAAAAAAUGUGAAUAAAAAACCAACAUGGCGAGGAGUAGACGAUGUACAGUGAUGUGUUGACAAAAGUUUCCCGUUUUUAAACAUGUCUGGCACGCCAUCGAGUCGUCGGAAUGGUGCGCAAAAAAUCCGGUUGACGAUUCUUUGCGCGAGGAAUUUAGUGCGGAAGGAUUUGUUCAGGCUUCCAGAUCCGUUCGCCAAAAUUUCGGUGGACGGAAGCGGGCAGUGUCAUUCGACCGAUACUGUGAAAAACACGCUGGACCCCAAAUGGAACUCUUACUAUGAUUUGUACAUUGGCAAAACAGAUACCAUUACUAUAUCAGUUUGGAAUCAUAGAAAAGUACAUAAAAAGCAAGGAAGCGGGUUUCUUGGCUGUGUUCGUAUCGUCAAUUCGCUAAUACAGCGUUUGAAAGAUACCGGUUACCAGUGCCUCGAUUUGGGCAAGGCGUCGCAAGACGACACCGAACCAGUUAAAGGCCAAAUCAUCAUUUCGCUACUUUCUCGGGACGGUCCGUGCGGCGGCACGCCUCUGGCGAUCGUUAGCCCGCUGGGCGACAUCCGCGGGCCCGCUAACAACCAUCAUCCACUGUCGUCUCCCGCGAGCGCAGAUGACCCUAACCGCAACAAUGAGACGACCAUAACGACGAUGAACGGCGGUGGCGGCGACUCCGACUCCACCCCACUGCCGUCUGGUUGGGAAGAGCGGCGUACGUCGAACGGACGUCUCUAUUACGUCAAUCAUUCGACCAGGUCGACGCAGUGGGUGCGGCCACAGGCCGGGGCUAAGCCGAAAGGCGGAGGUGGGCGGAUCAGGGCCGCCAACAAUAACAACAACAUCGGGGGGGUGGUGAACGGCAAUGUCGAAAAUAAUAACGUCGACGCAGAAAGACCCGCGGAUCCGGCCACUCUGCAGGAGGAUGGCUGUCCGCUUUCGCCCUGCGGUUCGAGCGCGUCACCGCCGCCUGCGACCAGCCCCCAGCAGCACAAAGACACUUCGAGACAGAACGCCGCGGCUUCUCCCCGGAGUAACUGUCCGCCUCCCACCAAUGGCGGCAUUCCUUCGUCGAGCGGGGCGGGCGUCACGUCUCCGACGAACAGCGGCGCCGCACCUCAGCGGCCACCCACGCGAGAUCGACGUCCUCGCAAUGGUGCCGAGGAGAGGCGGGACGGGAGCGGGAGGCGUCGAUCCGCCCGCAAUCGGAACUCGAUCCUGGCGCAGCAGGUGCAAACUGCCGUCAGUCAGGCGGCCGCCACCGCUAACGGGAGCGGCGGAGGGGGCAAGUUGGAUUUGCCACCGGGAUAUGAAUUGAGGACGACGCAACAAGGCCAAGUGUACUUCUACCACAUACCGACCGGCGUGUCGACGUGGCACGACCCCCGCAUCCCCAAGGACCUCGCUCCCAGUGUCAGUCUCGCUCUCCUCGUCGGACACUUAGGCCCGCUGCCUCCCGGCUGGGAAAUGCGCCAGACGACGUCGGGCAGGAUAUACUUCGUCGACCACAACACUAGAACUACGCAGUUUACCGACCCGCGUCUUAAUUCGCAACUCCUCAACAACAUUCUCAAGAGGGUGAACACUACCGCUACUACCACCACCACACCCACGACAGGCCACGGAGUCGCUGUGCAGGCGACGUUGUCGACCGCAACGACGACGACGACUACUACUACGACGACUGUAGCCGCCCAACAGCCUCAGGCUCCUUUGGUCGCUAACCCCUCGUCUGUUCCAUCGCCGCGCGCGAGGGUGACGGAGGAGCUGCCCCAAGGUCUGCUAGGCGAGCUCGACCACCUGCCCAAGUACAGGCGCGACCUGGUAGCGAAACUCAAGGUCUUAAGGGCGGAGUUGACAGCUCUCCAGCCGCAAAGCGGUCACUGCCGCUUAGAGGUGGCCCGGAACGAGGUGUUUGAGGAGAGCUAUAGACUUAUAAUGAAGAUGCGGCCGAAGGACAUGCGCAAACGCCUAAUGGUCAAGUUCCGCGGUGAGGAAGGUCUCGAUUAUGGGGGCGUGGCGCGCGAAUGGCUGCACCUGCUGUCGCGCGAGAUGCUCAAUCCCCAGUAUGGGCUUUUCCAGUACAGCCGCGACGACCACUACACCCUCCAGAUCAACCCGGAUUCGUCGGUCAAUCCGGAACACCUGUCUUACUUUCACUUUGUCGGCCGCGUGCUCGGCAUCGCGGUGUUCCACAAUCACCAGCUGGAAGGCGGAUUCACGUUGCCCUUUUACAAGCAGCUGCUCAACAAGCCGAUCACGCUGCAGGACAUCGAGGGCGUCGACCCCGAGCUCCACCGUAGCCUUACAUGGAUGCUGGAAAACAAUAUCGGCGGCGUACUCGAUACCACCUUCUCCGUCGAAAACAACAGUUUCGGCGUGGUGAAGGUGCACGAGCUUAAACCGGGCGGUUCCGCUAUCGCCGUCACCGAGGAGAACAAGCGAGAGUACGUGCGCUUGUACGUCAAUUACCGGUUCAUGCGCGGCAUCGAGCAGCAGUUCCUGGCCCUCCAGAAGGGGUUCGCGGAGCUGGUGCCGACCGCGUCGUUGAGGCCGUUCGACGAGCGCGAGCUCGAGCUCGUGAUCAGCGGCAUCGGAUCGAUCGACGUCGACGAUUGGCGCGCCCAUACCCGCCUCAAACACUGCACGCCCGAGACGCAGGUGGUGCGGUGGUUCUGGCAGGCGGUUGAGUCGUACUCGGAGGAGAUGCGCGCGCGUCUGCUCCAGUUCGUCACCGGCAGUUCCCGCGUGCCGCUCCAGGGAUUCAAGGCGUUGCAAGGGAGCACGGGGGCGGCGGGCCCGCGUCUCUUCACCAUCCACUGCAUCGACUGCCCGCCCCAGAACCUACCGAAGGCGCACACCUGUUUCAACAGGAUCGACGUGCCGCCCUACGAGUCCUAUCAGGCGCUCCUCGACAAGCUGACUCAGGCGGUGGAGGAGACUUGCGGUUUCGCGGUUGAAUGAUCCGCGUAGAAAUAGGGGGCGCGGCUUGGAACACCGGGACGUCGGACGGAUCAGCAGCCGCGCGACGUUGCCAUGUUUCGUACAUUUUCUGGUCGUCGCCGGUAUUACCGCGUGAUAGCGGUUAGACAGGGUUGAGGGAGGGGUUUUUUUUUCGCUUAAAAGACUGUUACAAGUGCCUUUUUCGCGGCGCACCUUUCGCUGUUAUGUAUUUUAUGGCGGUGUCGGUCCAUUUCGAGACCCCCAGUGUCACGCGCGCGUUUUUUUUUCUGUCCAUAUCUCCGGUAAGUACAAAAUGACCUGUUGUAAUUUUGAAAUUUUAAAAAUCGUGCCCGUUUAUGCAAGAAGGUGAGAUGGAAGCUUUAGGUAAAAUUUCCGUAACGAGGAACUUUUACGCGGUUUCAGCCCUUUAAGGAAAAUGCAAUGUACCCGUUCGCGAGUAGGAAAUAAAUAAUUUGAAGCUGGUUUUUUUUGUUGCUAAAAUUAUUAAAACGUAAGCUUUAAGAAGGGUGGUUUGUUGGCGGAUAUCGGUUUCCUGUGCGUUUUUAUAAAGAAAAAGGAUCGUUUCACGUAGACAUUCCCAAAUUUUAGUCGCCGGGUUCGGAAUUUUUUUUUGAUAUUUUGGAGGUUAUUGAUUUCUCGUGGCAACUUUUAAAAUAAUAUUGUUCCUGCCAGUUUUGCACAACUUCCCGAGAUUUAUAGCCUAUAUGUAUCUAGCACAUAAUUAUAAAUUUCAAAACAAUCUAAUUCCACAGUAUUUUUAUAUCAAAAAGAUUAAAAUUAUAUAGAUAUUUUUAUUAAAAUUUAAAAAUCAAAUAAAUUUUAUAUUCUAAUAAAUUUUUUUCAAAAAUUAACGCUACCUGGAAACGCUACGGAAAAAUUGCUGUAUUUGCUUUCGGCGUAUUUUUUUUAUAAAAACAAUUACAGCAUUUUUUUUAUUUCGAAAUUCUUCAUUCUUCAUAGCUUAAGUAGAAAAAAACACUCCCGAAACAUGUUUUUCCCUGGAAAUUUUGCAGAAGGUGGGAUAGGCGAGAAGACACACAGACAUCUAGCAAAAUGUACGCAAAACAUUCCAGUUGUAAAAUGAAAUCCGAAUGAAAAUAUCGCUUUGCCGUUUUGCGUUUAAACGAAAGAAAACGGCCACGCAACUUUAGUAAUUAAAAAGAAAUAAAGGAAAAUUUUAUAUCUAAAAGGCGGUCUCGACACGCUCUACUUUCCUGAAAAUUGAAAGGGAUCUUUUCAUAUUGCAACAAAAUACUGUGCAGAAAAUGCCACUUCUAACCUACAAUCUGCCGAAUUGAAGAACUGUCAGCGGCCAAGUUAUUCGUUGAGGGCAAAUUUAGAAAUGCGCACACGUAUAUUGAAAAUGCCUGUCUGCGCAGUUUUACUGUGUAACAUUUAUCCGUUGUUGAGGUCUUGGGGGGAGGGGAGGGAAGCCGGGGGGGAGAAAAGCGGAGUUGUGAUUCUUCUCUUAUAAUUAUGAGCCUGUACAUACGCGUCGCGUCAAUUAUUACGUUGACGAAAGCAAAGAAAAGUAGCAAUAUAUACACAGUGUUGGGUCCUAAAUUGUCUGGAAUUUUAUUGAACACCUUGUAUUUUUGUAUAAUAAUCGCACCACGCCGGGGCGGGAUCCGAUCGAUUGGGUCUUUGUUAUAUUUUUACACUUUACAUUUUUUUAACGUAGUCACGUUUUUUUAUACAUAUUUUAUAUUAUAUAUUAUUACGCAACAGAAUACUCCAGUUAUUAUAUUGUAAAUAUAUAUAUAGGUGCUGCGUGGACGCUCGUUUUUUAACAAAGCACGCCGAAGUUGAAUUUAUUUGUAUAUUAUGUAAAAUUUAAAUAUAUUUUGGAACA
This is a messenger RNA of Cylas formicarius (sweet potato weevil), 4836 nucleotides long. RefSeq names its product E3 ubiquitin-protein ligase SMURF2 (gene Smurf). Gene Ontology annotation, biological process: negative regulation of BMP signaling pathway; ubiquitin-dependent protein catabolic process. The coding region runs from base 114 to 2984 and encodes 956 amino acids. Gene Ontology annotation, molecular function: ubiquitin protein ligase activity; protein binding. The record is from RefSeq and is a predicted model, not a curated record. The transcript has 11 exons. Lineage: Eukaryota; Metazoa; Arthropoda; Insecta; Coleoptera; Brentidae.